AGCCCAAGGUGGCAGUGAGUAGGGGGAGACCGUUUCUUGAAAUUACCUGAGAAGGAGGGGGAAAGGAAAGCGGGCGUCGGUCGUUGUGGGAGACCGGAAGUAGUUGCCGAGGGCGACGAUGGCGGGAGUCUUGACGCCGGGAGGGCGGCCGCAGCAGCAGUUGCUGGAGCAGGAUAAUGGAUCUUUGGAGAUAACACAGAGUAUGGAUGAUGACCCUCUACUUGAAGAAGCCCUCCUUCCAUUUCAGGCAUUGAAUACUACAUCACUUCUACAGUUUUACAGAAUCCCUACAGUCUGUGUUGCCAAUACUUUGUUGUUCUUGCAUGUUGCUUUUGUUGUUUUAGCUUUUGUGGUAGGUAUGUAUUGUUAUUCUGAAUCAACUGCAGAGACGUGUCCUGGAUAUUACACUUUCCCACUUAAGGUGCAGACGGCUAUCAUAAUUGCCAAGGUAAUCCUCUGGAUCCUUUAUGUGUUCCUUGAAGAAUAUAUUCAUUUCUACCAUCACAAGGUCAGACGCAGAGGUUACUUUCAGAUUUACCGAACCACAAGACAUCUUAAAAGACUUCCACUACUAAUCCAGUCUACAGGUAAUGCAGCAUUACUCCUGGUUCUGUCGGCACAACAUUCCUUUCCUAAUCACAAUAAAAUGUAUAUUUAUCUCAUCUUGGGAAUCCUGAGCUUGGAACUAAUAUGUUCAAUGAUUUGUGUUGUUAUCUAUACAGUAAGGGUAAGCAACUUUAACCGGGCAAAACCAAGACCUGAUGUAAUAGAAGAAGAGAAGAAGUAUGUUUAUCAUGAGCCUAUCAUCUCAGAAGUAGGAUUCAGGGCUACCUCAAGCUUGGAAGAAAUAGUUGAAAAGCAAGGAGAUGUGAUUGUGUUCCUUCACCACCACAAUGCCUUGCUGAGCAAGAGAUUGCUGGCAUUAACAUCUCCACAGAGCAGACGCUGAGGCGACGAGAAAAUUGGCUGAACAGUGUAAGAAGCGCUGCACCUACGGACACCUUUCUGAAAGUAGAAGACAUACCUUCUCGAACUUUUGGACAGAUUUUUUUGGACCUCUCCUGGCUUGGUGCUAAAGCCUUGAUUUUUAAAAGACACUUAUUUUAAUUCCCCCCCCCCCCUAAAAUUCCUUCACAACAAAGUGAUACAAGGCAAAGGAAACUUCUCUUCCUGAGUUCAGUUGUUGCUGAACUGCAACUAAAUUGCCAAAGAUCUUUGUGGUGGUUUGGGAUUCAGUCCAUUUCCGAGACAAUGUGAAGAAGUCUCUGUGUUUGUACUGUCGUUAAUGGAGCCAUCACAUAAA
Pogona vitticeps (central bearded dragon) is the source of this 1303-nucleotide messenger RNA. RefSeq names its product transmembrane protein 192 (gene TMEM192). Gene Ontology annotation, cellular component: late endosome; lysosomal membrane. The record is from RefSeq and is a predicted model, not a curated record. NCBI's taxonomy places the organism in Eukaryota, Metazoa, Chordata, Lepidosauria, Squamata, Agamidae.